AUGUUUGGCGCUCCCAUCAUCAAGCUCGAACCCAGUGGUACAUUUUUUAAUAAGCCUUUGACGUUGACAAGCAAGUUAAACAUGAAUUUUAAUCGGGAUGACGUUCUCAUCUUGCACGGCUCAAAGACUAGUGGCGAAAAGAUCACCUGGCAAGACAUCACUCUCAAGUCGAAGAUCAACGAAGCGAAUACUGAAGCAGCUAUUGUCAUUGAGCACUUUUCAAUCGUUGCAAUUCUGUACAGAUUGAGCAGAUCAACUCUGCUUCGCACCAAAGACAUUGUAUCAAGGCUCAACCUUCUAUCAUUUAACUACACUUUGUCAGUUUUGGUCAAGAAGGGCAAUCCCUCUUCAGUGUAUGACGAACUUGCCUUAUUGUUUGUCAGCCAAGACAUCUACCAAGAGCAAUUCUACAGAGAAGACGAGACGUCUUCUGCUUUGAUGAAAUUAAAGAAAGAAGGGUUCAUAGAGCUGCAUGUACGCUCUGGUCAGGAAGAACAAAAGAGCAUAUACAAUAAUGAAACACUUCAAAUUUAUGUUCGAGUUGGAGAAGACUACAAAAUAGCCGACAGUCAGCAAGAAAGUACAAGUUUCAUCGUCCAUUCUUAUGAUUGGUGGCAUGAAGGAAAGGUUUUGAGAAUUCCUCUUGAAUGGAAUAAAGAUGUCAGAAUUCUGUGUGGGAAGGUCAGUGUACGAGGAGAGUAUGGACAUGCAAAUGAGAGUCAUUUCAGCGAAAGAGGUAAAUUGGAUAGUCUCAGCUAAUGAACAUGAUAAUUUACUUUAAGGGUUUAGAUACCAAUUGAUUGAGUGAUCCAAACCUGCUGAUGCUUUUUUUUUUAUAGAGGGCGCAUCUGUACACAGGCUAAUAAUUUCAUAGUAUUUCCACCUCGCUGUUUGUUUUGUGGUGGUGGACGUGGUGGGAAAAAACGGAAAUGUGGUUGUGGUGAUGGUAGAGGAAAAAACGAAAGAAAUGUGGUGGUGGUGGACGAAAAAUAAUAGAAAUGUGGUGGGAAAACAAGAAAAAUGUGGUGUUGAUGGAGUGAAAACAACGGAUAUGUGGUGGUGCGUUUGGUGGGUUAAAACAAUUGACCACUCCAGUGGUGGUGAAAGACGGGUGAAAUCACUGAAUUAUAGGGGAGAAAAAAGGGGUUGCGGUAAGUAAAAAGAUUGUUUGGUGCUAGAAAGAGCUAGUUUGCCUUCGCACUCAUUGUUAUACACGAUUUGCGUGCCACGAAUCAGUGAACUGGAACUUAAACAAUUUGUUGGACAAUAAAAGAGGCAGGAAAUAGACCUUACAUAAAUACGUUACGACUCAGUGAUUUAAAGUCAUAGGCGACUUAGCGCUUAUUCCUUCGACAAGACGUAUCAUACAAUGAGUACUUUUCUUGGGUUUUUCGUCAACCAAUCAAAAAGCAAGAAAUUAACCAAAAAAAAAAAUAACUUGUAAAGAGGAGCGCUUACCAUUUGUACGAAAUUUCGGUGAAAAUUUCUGUCAAAUGGUACUGGUAUUUUUUUGGGCACCGGAAACAGGAACGGGAUUGAGUUGUACCAUUUACAAAAUACCGGUAAAUUUUUCGCUCUCUCUCGUCAUGAAGCCUGGCACUAGUAAUCCAGAAAAAUGGUACAGAAAAUUUCGGUCGUUUCGGUAAAAACGGGAAAAAAGUAAGCCCUCGAAAGGUAUUACCUUUGUUUUGGAAAAUUUCCUCCGGGAUGAACCGUUCCAUUUGAAUUCUCCCCGGAAUUUCCGUGUUUUCCAUACAAUUGGUAAGUGCUCCCUGUCUAGUGGGUUAAACCACCUACCAAUAGCGCGUCACCUUAUCCAAAUGAGGUUUCCCCGCAAUUUAUUCAUGAGGUAAAAAUAAAAGGCUAUGGCCGUAUCGACAUUGAUAUAUGGUAGCAAACAUUUUCCCAUGUUCACUCUUCUACCCGUCGGAGAGAACCCCGGGAACGAGGGUGAUAUGGUAGCGCAAGUUAACGAGAUUCCACGUCAACAAAGAGGCCUAAAACAUUCCUAUUGUACUACUGUGUUUAGUUAAAAAGAGCACCUAUUUGAUUCGAAACUCGAAAUGGGGUCCAACCAAACUGUAAAUUGAAAUCAAAGUUAAGAAAUAAUUUAGACCAUACCUUUGCUAGGUUGUUUGAACUAACAAACUAGUUGAAAUUCUACCUUAUCUAUACGUAUACUUUUUCAUCGUAACAAGAUAAGUCAUAUCAAGAGCAAGUAUCUCCGCAAUUAGGAGAAUUUAAUUCACCUUACCGUAGGAAAUGCCCUUCAACGUGGUCUGUGUAACCUUAUUGUCCAAAAUGUGUCUUGCUAUGACAGUAAAAAGAGGUCUAUGUUAGCAACUAUUGAGUGAAAAUUUGAAGCGCAUUUCUAAUCUCAUAACCAUGUAUUUUCUCAACAGAACUGUGUGGUUAUGUAAAGAGCCUGUUAGAUGUAGAGGGUGCCAUUUUUAACGUUGUUCCAAUUGCAAAGUUGCUUGGGAUGCCUGAAGAAUGCAUAAAUCGCCUGACAAAAUCUCAGAAGGACGAGAACGAACAACUGGAAAUCAUUUUGCAGCAUUGGUCGCAAACGAAUAACGUGGUGAAAGAUCUUGCCGCUCUCAGAAAAGACCUAGAGAGGUUAAAACAAGAAGGUUAGUUGUCCCAGGGUUCCCUUUUGUUUGUUUGUUUUCGUUUGACAAAGGUGCGAAAGCUACGGAUAUCCGGCCGAUUUUAGAAGAAAUAUACCUGAGUUGUUGAGGGGUAACCAGAAAUUAGGUGGUAAAGCAGUGUUUGGAAACGCUAUUUGAAGAAAUUUUUGCGAAAAAUUAGUGAAAACGUAACGACAUUUCGCUAAAAACUAACAACGAAUAACAGACCGAAUAGUGCAAGGCAGCACAAGAAUACUGAGGUCAUAUUCACAGAAAUACUGUUACGUGUCAAUAAAAGUAGUCAAAAGUUUAAACAGCCAGUUUAUUUUGGUUAAAUAGAGUUUCCCUUGUUAUUCAUUAAACUUUGGCAAAUUGAGGUUAUUGAAGUAAAUGUUGGGAGUAUAUCCAGGCUAAGGCCCUGUUUACAAGGAGGGAGGGUAACCCUGGUGCUAGGGUUACCCUAGCAAGAUGGUUUUCCUAGCACUCUGACAUUUCUUCUUUUUUUACACGACGUGUUUACAAGGCAGGUAGGGUUACCCUAGCGCUAGCGUAACCCUACCUGAGUGCUAGGGUUCCCUUGCAAGAGGGUUACCCUACUUGCCUUGUGAACGCUCUGCUAGGGAUAACUCGCCUACCCGGGACAACUUUCCUCCGUCAUGUGUGAUCAGUAAUCGUGACAAUUUGAACGGAAUUUUUCAAUUUCUGAGCUAAAUUGUAAACAUCUGAACAAUAUAAGGUAUUUUCUGUAUACGAUGAUGAUAUUUUCCUGUUUUUUCGUGACUUUAACGUGUCUUCCAUUGAGAACUUCAAGUUUUAUUGAAAUUCUUGGAUGUUACAAAGCAUGUCACGCACGACGAAACACGUCAGUAAAGCUGGUAAAGUUGACCUGGGUGUUGCUUGUAAACCAGAGCUAACUUAAACCCGCUUGCUAGGGUAACCAUAGCACAAGGAUAACCCUCUCUCCUUGUAAACAGGCCUUAAGUGACAGCUCUAGCUUUGAGUUCAUUGCCUUCUGGGCCGUUUUUAUACUAGAGCACGCAUUAUCCGUCUUGACCGGUAACGCGUCUAUGGCCGUUUUUAUACUAAGGACGCAUUAUCCAUCUGGACGAACUUGGGCAAACAUUUUUGGUUCGUCUGGUUAUGCGUAUGAAGUAUAAAGACGGCACAAGACGCGUUAUGCGCCUGGACGAACUUUCCUUCGAAAUACGCCUUGAGCGACGCAUCACGAAAGGUAGUUCGUCUGGACGCAUAAUGCGUCUUGUUCCCGUCUUUAUACUACAGACGCAUAACCAGACGAACUACAAAAUGUUUGCCCUAUUUUGUCCAGACGGAUAAUGCGUCCGUAGUAUAAAAACGGCCAUUCUCCACUGAAUAUUUUUCGUUGUUGUCAUUAGCUUACAGAGUAACACAAAGAGGACAGAUGCAUAUCAGGCAGUUAAGGAAAGUUGCAACCAAGAUCUUGGGCUUACAAUACAUGCAUGAUGAUUCACAGAACUAUUUCAGUCGCAAAAUUCAAAAUCUUUGCAAAUCCGUGUUCAGGGACUGUUGCAUUGAAUUGGAAGUAUCUGCAGAUAACGUGGAAAGAGCAGCCUCGUCGACAAAUCACGCACAAUAUCUCAUCCAAUCCAUCGAUAAUCACUGUCCACUUCCUCAAGAAAUGAAGAAACGGUACCAAGAGGUUUGUUCGUUGUCUGAAGAAUCUACCAUCAAAACCUUCCUAAUUAUUGUCCCUUACCUUAUUCAGAACAUAAAAGAUAUCUUUGUUGACCAGAGCAUGUCAGAAGUUCCUCAAAACGGUCUGAGAGGACUGACUAAGGAAACACUAGAUACGUUUGUGUCCAGUGUACGGACGGCGGAAGGAAACAACGGAGUUUUUGAGCUUUUGCGUGAUUCUUGCAACAUUCUCCAACGACUAUGCAUGGAAAACUACGACAAGGAGCCAAACACAGAAAUUGAAAAGUGGGGCGAAAGUUUGGCAAUGUUAUCCAUGCUUAACUAUCUAAAGCCGUUUUUCCAACACUCUGGUCAGGACAUUAGAUUGUAUAAGAGACUAGAGCUGUUUUCCUGCUGCCUAAGAGAAAUCAUUGCUGAUCGUGAUUACGUUGAUGACGUUUUGGUGCACUCCUCGUGUAAUGUUUUAAUGAGUCUAAUUCAUUUUGCAAAAUUUGACCCGUCAAAAGUGGUGAGAUUUGAGCUAAGUGUCUUCCCUACUUGUGUUCCUUGUACCUGUCUCCGUGAGACCAUAAAGCACGACAAACUGGAAAACACAUACUCUCAGGUGUUUCGUAUCAAGAACGAAGGAGACGAGCUUCGGCUCCAUGCAGCAGCAAGUGUAUACAUCGACGGAGAAAUUGUGAAGAAAGGAAAAGGGACAUUCCAGGCAACGAUCACCCUAAUGCCUUCCUGCGAGCAAGUUAUCAACAGACACAUCAACCGUUUCCAUGAUCUUACAGUAGCGAAGCUGAAAGAUAUAGGCUCAGGAAAUCUUCGUGUUGUCUUCUGCAGCACACAAAAAGAGAAGCUCUCACCGGUACUAGACGUACUGCGAAAGGAAUUAAGAGAAAACUUGUUUAGCUGGGAAGUCACGCAGUGUCCUCUGUCGAUGCGAAGUAACGUAACUUCUAAGGAAGCUGCAGUGUUAAGUCUACGUCUUGUGUACAAAUGGGGGUCUGAAGCAGUUGUUCAUGACAGCAAAGAUUUUCUGGCGUAUGACAGAUCAUCGCACGUACAAUGUGUUGGUAAGUUUAAUAUUUGUCAUUUUUUGUUGAGCCCCGAUCUCAGGGUAGGACUGACAGUUUCUGGAGCUCCGCUUUUAGGCUAUUAUUUUGCAAUUUGGUAUAAUAAGUCUGCCCUCAAAACUCCGACGUUCUUGGAGAUUUUAAGAACUCGUUUAAGUACUUGGUACCACCUGAAGCAAGUUAGAGCACGGCGAGUCAUAAUUAUUGGCGGCAUUUUGAAAUUUUUCUUGUAAAUUGGGACUUGUCUUAUUUUUUCUUUGUUGAAACGAAGAUGUGAUUGCAACAGCUAAAUUCUGCGACCUACGUCGACCUCACGUAUUCUACCAGGCCGCAAGAUACAAAAGCCGUGCAUUAAAUGGAAUUUCGAAUAUAACUUUCCUAGGUUUGAGCCAAGAGCAUUUGUCAGAGAGCAGUUCUGCACUAGAAAGCAGUAUUAACGCUCCACCAUCUGACAUGGAAAUCUUUGUUAAGCUGAUGGAUGGAAGAAUGAUGACAAUAAUAGUGAACCCAAGCGAUUACAUCAGGACUGUGAAGGCGGUUAUCCACCAGUUAUGCCUGUGCCCACCAGACUCACAACGUCUUGUAUUUGCGGGCAAGAGACUGGAAGACGAUCACAGUCUGAGUGACUACAAUAUCCAGAGUGGAUCAACUCUGCACUUGGUCCAAAGACUUCGUGCUUGUUAGCGCCUAGUGAGUAGUGGUAGUGCCUUCUUUCCAGAGUCCCUUGAUCUAGUGGUCGUGGAUGAAAUAUUGCGCCGUCCCCCACAAUCUGAACGCAUGGACCUGGCUAUCGAUGCCAGAUAGAAAAUAGCUACUGGUAGUCAAACAAUAGUACCAAGCUACUUGGACUUACGAUAAGCAACAACAGUUACAUAGAAAGCUAUAUGAACACUCGCAUAACUGAAGUCAGUAUGAAAGCUAGUAAGAAACUAUACUUUGUAGAACAUUGAGAGAGGCCGGACUGCUAUGCAUGCACCCAAAAGUUUAAGACGGAAUCCAACAGGAAAUUGAGUACAUGUAAUUUAAAUUUUCAGUGGACAAAAUACUUUUACCAGAAUAAUUCAAACAAUAUCGCAUUCUUUUAUACAUUUUUCAAGGGCCAUAGAUAUAAUUAGUUUGACAUUUGACAUUUAUUUUCUCGGGAUCUCUCAUUUUAUACAUCAUUGUCUCCCUUUUGUCUCGUCACGCAACGCUAGAGACAAAAACGGUUGCGAGGGAGACAACAAUUUUAAUCCUAGAACCUUGAAGACCAUGUGAUAUCCUAAACUGAGAUACCAUAUAUUAUUUACUACCGUUCCAACCCCUUGAUCUUUCUACAUGGGGCCGCACUUCACGUCCAAUAUGAGACCUCUAGUAUAAAGUGCGUAUCACUGUAGAGUGAGAUUAAAUCACCUCGGGAGGUGAUAUUAAUUUAGUGACGCAGAUAAACGAGACCGUGAUUGCCAUUCGUCGAUUCUACGGACUAAAGUUUUGCUGGCUAUAUGCAAGCUCUGCCGUGAGAUUUUCAAGUCCAAAUAUUCAACUCAUCUUUGCGUGUAGAUACGGAACCCGAACUUUUAUGGUGGUGCAACCUUAAAAACAUGACAUUUCAGGGGGAAAGAGUUUAGACGCCUAGCACCAUCCAGUCUUCGAAACGGAUUCUUAGUUUCCUCGAGGUCGAGAAAUUCAGUUCACACAUUGGGUCGCUGGAUCGCGCCUUGAGUUUGCGGUGAAGCCACGGAAAAAAAAGAACUUAACUUCCUAACUUCCUAACUUCCUUCCCAUCAUCACUACGUGAAUCUGCUCUCAAAUCGUUUCUGACUGUUUUGACACAGAGAGUGUGGUAACAACCCGUCCAUUUUAAAUUUGAUGUAAUCAUGUUUCGCUAGAUUAGCUGAAUAUAGGAGGACCUAAUAGUUGUAAAUGGCAAAGGCUGUCAGGAUAAGCAUGAGAAACACUUUCGGAAGCGGUCUUUUCCAUGUUAGACACGGUUUUCGUGUUAGGAAAGGAAUUAACAAACAAAAGUCCUGCGCAAAUAUGAUUGGCUGACAAGUUUAUAUUUGAUUCCUGAGUUGUCACUGUUUUCAGUUUAUUUGUCGUAAAAGAAUGAGAAAAAAAUGAGCCUUCAGUGGGCUUGGUGCCAGAGAGUAUUCUAAAUAUAACUUGAGUUUUCCUUGAUAUGCUUAUAACUGUUUUCAGCUUUAUCUAAAUUCGUUUUACAAUUUCGGAUACAUAAUUACAAAAUAAUUACAUGACACUGAUGUUUUUCAGAAUCACUGGCUUGUUUAUUUUCCAUUUAUUUAUCGAUUUCUUAUAGUUUUUUUUAGGGUAUUAGAAAGAAAUUUUGCAGAACACUCCAUUCUAAUAUCUUUAAGUGACCCUUAAAAAGAUGGUGCAUGUUCGCACAACCUGAGAC
This is a messenger RNA of Porites lobata, 7763 nucleotides long. NCBI's taxonomy places the organism in Eukaryota, Metazoa, Cnidaria, Anthozoa, Scleractinia, Poritidae. The record is from the annotation of a GenBank genome assembly.